Molecule: messenger RNA, 2430 nt
Organism: Patiria miniata (bat star)
Lineage: Eukaryota; Metazoa; Echinodermata; Asteroidea; Valvatida; Asterinidae
Product: stress response protein nst1-like
Exons: 16
Coding region: 1-2349 (782 amino acids)
Molecular function (GO): calcium ion binding
Source: RefSeq, a predicted model, not a curated record
AUGAACUAUCAAUUCACAGGGGGUAUCAUCUCUAAUAAGAGCAUUCAGUCAGUUUGCUGUCUUCAGUUGCGCUGGCAAAUUGGAGUCUUUGAGAUCCAGCGAUCCGUUGGUAGAAUGGAAGCGGCAGACCGGGCCGCGUCCCUGCUGGUGUUCCACAGGGAUCGUCUCAACAAGCUCCGGAACGGCAUCUCGCGCGUCCUGGAUGCCUUCGCCGAUGUGCUGGACGACAAAGGAGGAAUUUCCGGUAACGAGCAUGCCGAGGUUAAAAAGAAACUUCAAGAAAUUGAGGACACUUCUUGGAGCCGCAUCCGCGAGCAUUUCUUGGACAGCCACGAACCGUCUGACGAACCGUCUGACGAACCUCGGGAAGGGCGGAACAUUGCCAGAAUCCUCCUGGACUUUACGGACAAAUUGGAUGAUGUGAAGGAUGCGCUUGACGACAGACUACGGGAAUUAGCCCAGAAGAAGGAAUCGAAACUCCAGCUGGAUGUAAAAGAUUUACAGAAAAAGUUAGCGGAGGAGAAGACAAAGACUGCCGACCUGCGAUGGAAACACCAGGAGCUUGCCGAGUCGUCUAGCUCCGAGAAACACUUCAAAGGAGUGCUGCAACAGCAGCUGAAGGAAAAACAAGACAUCAUAGCUCAGUUACAAAGAAAUGGAACAGUCCAGCUCUGGGAGAAAGAGAAGGCCAAGCUGCUGGAGGGCAGCAGACAGCGAGAGGAGAACCUCACGCGAGAAUUGACGCAGCUACGGGCAGCUCACGAGGAUAUGAAAGACCGCCUCAAUCGACGAAUCAAAGACCUUGAGGAGAAAGUAAGAUUAGAACGAAUGAAGGACAUCGUCAGCAAACUUGCUUCGAAGGACGAGAUGGAAGCCGAUGUAGAAUCUCUGAAACGACAGCUUUACACCAAGGAAGUCGACCUGGCUAGGUUGGACCAGGAACUGAUCAAUCAACAGAGGCUCAUUGUGGGGUGCAUCAAAGGAAUUCAGAGGGACUUUAGGGUGAUGGGAGAGAGGCAGGAAGGACGGAGACUGAGGAAGGAUGACAUGCAGAAGAUGAACUUGAUACUGGACGCCAUCUUGACAGGGGCUAAAGAGGCACGGUUAGACAUCACCAAAGCAGACCUGCCCCUUCAUUACAUUGCUCUUCCAGAGGAUAUCGUGGCACAUCCAGUCAAACGAAUGACAAGGCCGAGCAUACUUGCUCCUGUCGUCAAUCGCCAUCUUGAAACAAUAGGAGAUUCCCCCAGUACGUCACCAACCUCCAGUCCCCCGGAUAGCCCCUCCCAACCCCAACGUCGCGUCCCGUCCCUUGAGCUCCCCCACCCGAGCUCCAGCCCUGCCCUAUCAUCCCUGGGCCGGGCCUCGACGGUGCCGCUCAUCGAGACCCCGCCAAUAAACGGACAGGCAUCAGCAACGGGAGCAGCCAACAGGAGGGCGCCGUCCGGCAGGGCCAAGAUCUCUGUAGAUGAGGUCGGUCUCAUCACCAAGUCCCCGCGUGGUGGCUCCCAGAAAGCCCCGAACCCUAACACGAACACCUCCGCACGUAGCCCGAACCCCGCCCGAAAGCUCCGAACCACUUCGGUCUCGGAGUCCUCGCGGAGUCCGUCGUUACGACGGCGGGCAGUAUCAUCGCCCGUGCCACCAGACCUGGCCGCCCUUGUCAAACCUCCUGCUUCCCUGAGUCCCAGGGAAACGUCCGGGUCCACACUCGUCCCUCGUCAGCCGUCAAGGAGUCCGAGUCCCGGAGGACGGAACGGCAUGGCGUCUGCGAGGAAACCACGGGGGUCGGGUAAGCUUCAGGCCAGUAACGGGAACAAGGACAUCUCUAAGGAAAAUGACAACCCUGCCCAAGACAGCAAGCCCAAGCCGAAGAGUACCCUGACUGGGCAUGGGGAAUUAAAUCUCGAGAAAGGAAAACAGCGAGGGACCCCUUUCAGCUUGAAUGCCGCACAUUUUUUCAGGAAAGACCAUCCAGCACUAAUCGACAAAGAGACGGGGAUGCUGGACGCCGCGACAGCACGCACCUGCUUCCCACACAUCUCGGAAGAGCAGAUACGGGAACACUACCAGCAGUUCAAGAAGUACGACACGAAUGGAGACUACAGUCUUGAUUUUAUGGAGAUGACACAGGCGAUCCAGUCUACGGUAGCCGAUUACUACAAGCCAAGACAAAUUAAGGAGGCAAUGGUGGAAAUCGACGUGGAUCAGUCUGGCUCCGUGGACUUCUACGAGUACCUAGGCGUCUCCACCAUGCUGAUGAUGAAGAUAGGUAAAUCGGAAAUCUUCCGCAGCAGCAUGGUCAAGCACGCCGGGGGAUCCAUAUCAAAAGUCUGCUCAAUACAGUGAAGAUGAUGACUCUGCCAGAAUAGAACAGCAUUACAAGAAGCCUUUUCGGAGUUCCAACUGCGCAUUCAUAACCUGUGACAA